Messenger RNA from Mauremys reevesii (Reeves's turtle), 2902 nucleotides. RefSeq names its product malignant fibrous histiocytoma-amplified sequence 1 homolog. Gene Ontology annotation, molecular function: protein binding. The record is from RefSeq and is a predicted model, not a curated record. The transcript has 11 exons. The coding region runs from base 276 to 2777 and encodes 833 amino acids. Lineage: Eukaryota; Metazoa; Chordata; Testudines; Geoemydidae.
UGCACCAUGAAUUGUGAUACCCUCCCAUCUUGGUAUCAUCUGCAAACUUUUAUGAAUGUACUUUCUAUGUCAUCAUGCAAAUAGUUUAUGAAGAUAUUGAACAGAACUGGACCCAGGACAGAUCCCUGUGGGAUCCCACUCGAUAGCCCUUUACAGUUGACUUCACAGCUUGAACCAUUGAUGAUUACUCUCUGAGUACAAUUUUCCAACCAGCUGUGCACCCACCUUAUAGUCAGGCGCAAGAUGACUGCGUGAGGAAAGUGACUCUCUCCACAAUGAGGCUUAGAGUGCUGCCUCCUGCGGUCCUGCAGGACCCCAGAGUGGAGAGCCUGAACCUGGACCGGAACAAGCUGAAACACGUCCCCGGGAUUUCAAAGCUUGGCAACUUGAGAAAGCUGAUCUUGUCCAAGAAUGAGAUCGCAGACUUCCCCGAGGAAAUCCAGAGCCUGGUCCACCUGGAAAAGUUGGAACUGAAUCAGAACCAAAUCCGGGUCAUCCCGGAGGGGAUCUUCUCCUGUCUUCCCAGGCUCAAACACUUGCGGCUGAACAACAACCGCCUCAGUGCUCUGCCCAAGGACUUGGCCACCUGCAGCAGCAGCCUCCAGUACCUCAACCUGUCCAACAACUUGUUCCGAGCUGUCCCGCAAGCUGUCCUGGACCUGGCGAGUUUACAGGAGCUCUAUGUGCAGAAUAACAUGCUGCGCCAGCUCCCCAGGGAGCUGUUCGAAGGGAGGCCGCUGAAGAUGUUCAAGGCACAUGGGAACCCACUGUGGCAGCCUCCCAACGAAGUCUGCGCUGGGGGCAUCCAGCAGAUCCUGAACUAUUUCAGCCAACUGCAGAACUGCCAAGGGGAAGAAGACAGGAGGGUGAAGACCAUGUUCCUGGGAGCCUCACUGGCAGGAAAAUCCACUAUCUGUAAGAGCCUGAAGCAGAGGCAAGUGGUUCUGGUGUCUGAGGAGGAGCGGACAGUUGGGAUUGAGAUCAGCAAAUUCCACAUCCAGGACUUCACUUUUCUCUUCUGGGACUUUGCUGGGCAGCUGGAGUACUACGUGACCCACCAUGUGUUCAUUACCCCACAGGCCCUCGUCAUCCUGGUCAUUAACUUCCAGAAGUACCAGCUCAAUAAUGACAUCUUCCAGGAGCUGGUUGGCUUCUGGAUCAAUAACCUCUUCAUGCGAGUCCCAAACUCCGUGGUCCUGCCUGUGGGAACCCACACAGACUGCUGCACUGAGGAGGAAGUGGAGGAAAAGAAGCAGGACAUCAUGAGCAAGAUCCAGGCCAUGCUGGAGGAAAGGAGGGCAAACCUCACCCACUUCAUCAACAACCUGGAAAGCAGUGAGGAGUCUGAAUUCUACGUGGACCAGUGGGACAGACUGAAGGAGAUGGAGAGCUGCACCUUGACUAUUUUAAACCUUGUUCCUGUCAAUUGCACUGAUUACUGGGAUAUUAAAAAACUUGAAACUACUAUUUUGGAGCACGUCAAGAAUGAAAAAAUAUUUCCUAAUGUUAUCCGAGUGCUGCCCCUUGUCUAUAAGGAAGUGGAAGCUGCAAUUGUAGAUAUUGUGCAGAGUGAGGAGACAGCAGAAUAUGGCAUGAUGGACCUCAACCACUUACUCUGUGAAAUCACCCGCCGAGAGCACCUGAGCCAUCUGGACACAGAGCUUUUCCAGGACAUCCUGAGAUACCUCCACCGCAUUGGGCUGAUUAUAUGGUAUGAAGAAAUCAAGCAGCUGGAAAGCACAGUCUUUCUCCAGCCCACCUUUCUGAUAACCAUGUUCAAGAUUCUUGUUAGAUAUCGCCUGGUGCAGCAGCUGGAGAGCAUCUCCGUGGACCUGCUGGUGGGAGAACACGCUACCAUCCGAGACCAGUCCAACUGGGUGUGGACGUUCAAGUCGAAGGCCAUGCUGUGCCAGCGGGCCAUGCGAGCCUUGGUCAAGCACCAGCUCUAUUCCGAAGGGAUGAGGGACAUCUUUGAGGAGAUGGUGGGGCACAAGGCCAAGAAGGGGAAGCUGUUCAGCCUUCUGGAGCACUUUGAGAUCUGCCUGGAGGUGAGGAAUGCCAAGGACCUCAACCCAGGGGCCAGGGAGUUUGUGCCAGGGAAGCUGUGGGAAACAACGCAGGACUGCAGCGAGGCAUAUUACUUGUUUCCCACGUAUCUCAACCAGAGCGAGGAGGUUUCUGAGAGGUGGGGAGGAGAUCAUCCGGAGGAUCUCCACAUCCGGGCUUACUUCUCACCUGAGAUCCCAGAGGGCUUCUUCCAAAGGCUCAUGGUGAAAGCUUGCUCCUUCUACUCGGCCCACUGGGUUGCGAAGGUCACGUGCCUGCUCAUAUGCAGCGGCAAACCCUUGCUGAUCAAAGAGAACAACCAGAAGGGCUAUAGUUACCUUGAACUCCGGAGCAGAAAGCCAGUGCAAAGGACAGAAUUCCAGUUCACAUGGGAUUUUUUCAUGGCGAUCAUCUUCAUCAUCCGGAAGCUCUCAGAGGAGUGGCCUGGUCUGCACAUGUGCAUGAAGGCGCCUUGUCGAACAGCAGGAUGUCCUGCAGAAUUUUUCUGGCCAGAUGUGGACGGCAAGAACACAGUGACGAAGGAAGAAAUUAAAACUUGUGGAACAUGUGGCCAUCGGUUUCGAACUGAGCUGCUUUUACCCAAAGUUCCAAGUGACCUGGGGGUUCCGCAGCCCCCGCCCCCUGCUCACUAUUAUGUCACUAGCUACGGGACUACAACUUUCGGCCCCAGCAGCAUCCACGUCAAUCGCCAGAGUAUCUUGGACAAAUGACUGGGCCUGCCCAAGAGAGAUCCAUUGGGAAGGACUUCCUUUUAGCCAAGACUCUUAGCAUGUUGAGCACCACGCUAAGCAAUCUCUUAAGUGCUCUGUACAGCAGGAUGCAUUUCACUGUUUGC